Messenger RNA from Puntigrus tetrazona (Sumatra barb), 3852 nucleotides. RefSeq names its product WIZ zinc finger a (gene wiza). Bases 650 to 3376 code for a protein of 908 amino acids. Gene Ontology annotation, biological process: regulation of transcription by RNA polymerase II. The record is from RefSeq and is a predicted model, not a curated record. Gene Ontology annotation, molecular function: DNA-binding transcription factor activity, RNA polymerase II-specific; RNA polymerase II cis-regulatory region sequence-specific DNA binding. The transcript is spliced from 10 exons. NCBI's taxonomy places the organism in Eukaryota, Metazoa, Chordata, Actinopteri, Cypriniformes, Cyprinidae. Gene Ontology annotation, cellular component: nucleus.
UCAACGUAGGUAACUACAUGUUGCCAAACAGACCAGACGCGGUAUGGCUUUACACACUACCAGACCUGUUUAAUAGAUUUGCAGUGCGCGAUAAAUAAUUAGCUCGUGCUAGCUGCAUGUGCUCGUCCAUUGUGUAAUAUAUGGUAGGAGCGAGAUGGGAAGUUGUUCUUGGUUUAUCGUCACUCCAUAACAUUAACAAUGUCAGUAGUGACAGUCGUUAAAAUAAACGAUUAUUCACGAAUUCAGCCAGGUGAUGGUACAUAGAGACAGAAAUGUUAACGAGAAACGAUAAGGAAACGAAUGGCUUGUCAAUGUUACAGUAAGAUGUAAACAUUACCUUUACGUACCGAAACAACAUAGUUAUUAAUAAAUCGAGUGCCAGGUACCAGGAGGAGUUUCCAGCCAUGGAGGAUACAGCACCAGACACAGCAAAAAGACGAGCGCUGCCACCGUUUCCAAAGAGGGUCUGGAGACAGACUUGGAUAAAGACAUUGAGGACUCUGAUUUAGGUGUCCAUAGUUGUGAGUUUUGUGGGACCAGUUUUGAAUCCAGACGAGGUCUCUCCAGUCAUGCCCGGUAUCAUCUCAGGCAGCUGGGAGUGGCUGUGUCCGACAGUAGUGGAGCUCCUAUAGACCUCCUGUACCAACUAAUGAAAGAAAGAGGCGGAACUCUACCCAAGCUCGAAAAACAGGUCAGCCCUGUUAAAAAAUACAAAACGAAGUCUCCCAAACUAAAAAAGAAUCCCGGGCCCAAAUUGAAGAUUAAAAUAUCCAAUCUUGUAAAGAAAAAAUAUGCCCUUUCCUCGUCUUCUCCUGUUGCUGUAAAAGGAUCGGCAGCAUCUGGCCGCUCCUGUUCGCCUUUCGCUCUGGGGAAGCCUCAUAAAGCAUCUUCAAAGAAGAUUGUAGUUUCCACUCCAUCUUCUGCCUCGUCUCUUCAUAAAGAUGUGAAAUACAAGCUCAGUGAGUGCAAUCCUUCUACCUCUCUCUCAUUGGCCUCAACCAAGCCCCUCUGGGCCCCUCAGGAAACAGAUGCCCCACUCAAUUUAGAAACGAUGAUGAAUUCUUCAGUGAGGGAUGAUGUCCAUGUUUGUGAAUUAUGUGGAGCGUGGUACGAGACCCGUAAGGGUCUCUCCAGCCACGCUCGGGCCCACCUUCGGCAGUUUGGUGUGAAUAUGGACUCUAAAUGUGCUCCCAUAGACAUGCUCCAUGAGUAUAUUCAGAGUGAAGACUUAAAGGAAAAGGCCAGUGCCGGGCAACUGGAAGGGUCAGACUUUGAGGAUUAUGCAUCAUCCUCUUCCACUCCUUCCACCUCAUCAGCCAUUAGCAAAUAUCCCCCUAUUGCCCCUCUGUCAUUCAAAGAACUGACAACACCUCCACCAAUCAAAAAGAAGAUUUCUCAGGACAUUUCAGGAAACUUGCCCUUUAGCGACAAGGUAGAAUUUAAAUCCCCUCUUUCAGCCAAAAAGCAGAAGAUUUCACUUGAUUUUUCAGGGAACAUGCCACACAGUGGCGAAGUUGAAUCGAAAGCAUCUACCUCAAAGAAAAAGAAGAUGAUUUCUCCAAGUGUUUCAGGAGUCUCGCCCCUCAGCGGUGAUGCAGAAUUGAUACCACCUCCCCCCAACAAAAAGCAGAAGAUUCCUACAGGUGUUUCAGAGGAAUUGCCUUUCAGUGAGAAAACAGAAUUGAAAUCACCUCCCUCAGUGAAGAAGCAAAAGAUUUCUCUAGAUCUUUCAGCAAGCCUGCCCCUUGGCAAAAAAUCUGAAUUUAAAUCGCUCUCUCGAGGCGAGUCAUCUAAAGAUGUCAACUGUGAAUUCUGUCACGAGAAGUUCAAGAAGAGUCAGAGCCUGGCCAGUCAUGCCCGCUAUCACCUGCGUCAGCUGGGCAUCACUGAGUGGUCCGUCAAAGGGUCUCCCAUGGCCACUCUUCGAGAGGUCAUGGCCCAACGUGGGGGAUCUCUCAGUCCCCUGGGGCCACCCUCCCUGACCCCACCUGUAUCCCCCUCUGUACCCCCUGCUGUACCCCCUCUCCUCCCAUCCCCUAAAUCUAUUACCCAACCUUCCUCUCCUCCCGUUCCUUACAAAGUUCCAAAGGCCAAGAAAGGCUCCAGGACUGUGAUCCCAAAACCAAAGGACGAGCCUGUGGAAGUUGAUAUCUCUAUCAUAGAGUCUCCUAAGCCACAAAGCAAUCCCACCAGCCCUUUAACACCUCAGUCCGACUCCAACACAGUUAAAUCACCUGGCAUCGCCCCUAAGCCCGAAAAGCAGGACCCCAAACCGUUCGUAUGCUGUGAGUACUGCGGUGAGAUGUUUGAUACUCGUAAAGCUCUAUCCUGUCACGCACGUGGUCACUUACGACAACUGGGAGCAAGGUGGUCCCUGAAAGUCCCACCAAUAGAGGCCCUGUAUGAGCUCAUGAGGCGGGAGGGCACCGAACGGGCAUCCCAAAUCAAAUCAGAACCUGCGUCAAGGGCAGCAGCGCCGUGGAAAAAAACAGCAUCUUCACCUCAGACAUUACCUCUGUCACCAGGGGAAAAAGAAAAACCUGCCUCAGACAGCAUGUCUACAGGCUGUGAUGCCACCUGUGAACUUUGCGGCUUUGAUUUUGAGAAUCGAAAGGCACUGGCCAGCCACGCGAGAGCCCACCUGAGGCAGCAGGGAGUGGACUGGAAGGUCAUUGGCUCUCCUAUUGAGACCCUAGCGGCCUGGAUGAAGAGAGAGCCAGGGAAGGUAGCAGAGCUCCAUAAAAGCUACAUGAGGGGGGACUUGCCUUUUGUUAAGAAGGUCUCCAGAAAAACCUCCACUCCAUACUCUUCCUCAGACUCUGAGUCCCUUCGUCUUGGUUCUCCCAAAGGUUCAUCAGCAGCUCGAGACACUGCAGGUCAGCUGCAGCUAUCCCAGUUCUGCAAAGCAACUAGAGAAAGCAAAGCGGGGAUGAGCCACUCCUCCUCAUCGCACAAAAAGCGAUCUUCGUCAUAUGAACUAUCUUCAAACAGCCUGCUCCAGAUGCCCACAGCCCGCAGCGAAUUAAACGUUCGUUCACCGCGAGGCUGUGAACGCCGACCUCCAAAGCAUUUAUCUCACUCUGAGAAUGUAUUAGAGGAAACAGAACCUUCUAAGCCUUCUCGAGCUGGAAACAUUCCAUCCUUGGUGCCUAGACCCCCAGAGACCAGCCUAGUGAAGCUUGUAGGGAAGGUGUACUCCCUUAAGUGCAGGUUUUGUGAGGAGGUGUUCCAAGGGCCGCUCUCUGUACAGGAGGAUUGGGUCAUGCAUCUACAGCAGCACAUUCUCAAGCUGAAGGAUUCAGCCUCGAGCCCCUCACCGCAGCCUGCUCUCAGUCACAGCGAAGCACCGCUGCUUAUUGGUCCUCAGGCUGUCUAAAUGCUCUUUCUGCUGUGGUCAUUCUUUUCAAAAUGAUGCAAUUACACUACACUGACUUUAUAGCUUUAUAGCCUGGACCUUGACUGUCAACUGUGAUGUGGAUUUGUUUUAAAUUUUCUAUUUUUAGACGAGUCUUGUAAGACACUACUGAAAGAGCUUGACCACGGCAUACCUGUCAAUCGUGUUUGAUUGGGUUUAUUGAAUGUAUUUAAAUUUUGUAUUGUGUUUCACUGUUCAUAAUGUGCCCUUUUUGGCAGUUGUUUUAUAUUGUACCUAAAGUUUGAAAUAGUACUUAAAAGUGUUUAGUUUUAAAUAAGGUUUUAUUGUUUUAUGAACAACGUUUUGUAGACCAGUGUUUGGUCGUUAAAAUGAAGUUAUUGUUCUUAAUACAGUGCUUAGAAUUUUGAAAACAGUGUAUCGAACCUGAAUGAAUGAUUUUGCAAUGCCGAAAGUCCAAUAAAACGGAUUUCAACAGA